This is a messenger RNA of Acipenser ruthenus (sterlet), 755 nucleotides long. Its product is annotated as cell adhesion molecule 3-like. Gene Ontology annotation, cellular component: presynaptic membrane. The record is from RefSeq and is a predicted model, not a curated record. Lineage: Eukaryota; Metazoa; Chordata; Actinopteri; Acipenseriformes; Acipenseridae. Gene Ontology annotation, biological process: homophilic cell-cell adhesion.
CAUCUACAGAGUCUGCACAGAUUGCUUUUGCUGCAGUGAGAGGAUUUAAAAAAAGAGGGAGGGGGGAGGGAGAGAGAGGAGAGAGAGAGAGAGAGAGAGAGAGAGAGAGAGAGAGAUAGAACAAGAAAGCUAACACUCAAGCAAGCAUCUGACUCAACUCUUGACAGACGAGAGGACGAAUCUACGUACAGCACUGAUAGAGAGAACCUUUGGGCUAUACCGCUUGCAGAAUCUAUGACCAGGAUGACCGGAUCGCUCUCAUAUUAUUAAAGCGUUGCGCAUUCGGUCCCUUUAGGUCUGUUUGUGUUUAAUCGCGUCUUCUCUCUCCAACCCGUCUGAACGGCCCGCCUCGCUUCGCUCUUUUUAUAUAUAGAUAGGAUUUCUACAAUAUAAUUCCCGAUCAUUAAAUAAUACCAAUAUAACAGAGGCGUUUCGCUGUCUCUGUCUCUCACCCCCUAGUCUCUCUCUCUCACACACACACGCCACAAGAGAGAGACACACACGCCGCGUUGCCGAAGGAGAGAAAGCAAGGAGACAGAAGGGAAGGAGAGAGAAAGGCGAAUUGACGCCAUUUGAGAUCCAACCCCAAGAAAAAUCGUCCAGGUGGCCCUGAGCUGGGAAGCGCGCAGAUCGUGUUUUUCAACUCGUUCCGUUGAAUCGGAUUGCAGCGUGGAAACACAGACAUGAUGUCUUCCACACAUCAAGCCCUCCUGGUGUUCUGCUCAGCUGUGAUUCUGGUCACCCAUGGCAACCUG